AUGCUCAGAACGGACAACAAAACCGGAGAUUUCUACCUCACCCACGCUGACCUCCUCUCCUACUUCCACAACCACCGCGAAGAUACAAAUGUCCCUACCCCACCCUUCCUCAACGACCCUGACAAUAUGCCCAGCAUAACAAUGAACCUGUCGGAUUUACCUUCUAUUUCCGACCCCUUACCUUCCAUCGACCUCCUCCCUUACCUCCUCGUCUACACACGCUGCCCAGACGUCGUCUUCCGCACGUGGGGUCCACCCAUCGUGCACGACCGCAUCUACAAGUUCUUCACCGAGCUCGUGAUUCCGCGGCGCGCCUUCUGGACGCGCUGCGUUGCGGAUAAUCUUGGGAUACGGGAGGUGAGGAUCUUCUGUGAGUGGGAGCGCACGGUGGAUAUCGUGUUGGAUCCUGGAAGUAGGUGGGCGCGGGAUUGGAAUUGUGUGCCGUGGAUUGAGUGGGAUAAGGUUAGUAAAGUGAGGGUUUUUACGCUUUGUCUGGGGUUGAAUGUUAAUAGGGCGUUUGGGUGGGAGGGGCAUGUUGUUGUUGGGAGUGUGGAGGGGUAG
Molecule: messenger RNA, 561 nt
Organism: Bipolaris maydis ATCC 48331
Lineage: Eukaryota; Fungi; Ascomycota; Dothideomycetes; Pleosporales; Pleosporaceae
Source: RefSeq, a predicted model, not a curated record